This is a messenger RNA of Paramecium tetraurelia, 1320 nucleotides long. RefSeq lists its product as uncharacterized. The transcript is spliced from 6 exons. Gene Ontology annotation, molecular function: ATP binding; protein serine/threonine kinase activity. Gene Ontology annotation, cellular component: cytoplasm; nucleus. Gene Ontology annotation, biological process: peptidyl-serine phosphorylation; endocytosis; signal transduction. Lineage: Eukaryota; Ciliophora; Oligohymenophorea; Peniculida; Parameciidae. The record is from RefSeq and is a predicted model, not a curated record.
AUGCAGUAAAGGACAUCAUCUAACUAAAAGAUCUUUAAUAACUAAUACUAAAUAAUCAAAAAGCUAUCUUCAGGUUCUUUUGGAGUAGUUUUUUUGGGAGUUGACCUCUUAACUAAAUAAGAGGUGGCUAUUAAGGUUGAAAAAGAAGAAAAUGAAGAAGUGCGUUCAUUAGAAAGGGAAGUUUAAAUACUUAAGAAAUUGGACGGUGCUGAAGGGUUCCCAAAAUAUUUUUGGUCAGGUGAAGAUCAAGGCUACAACAUUCUGGUUAUUUAAUUGUUGGGGAAGGAUUUGUCCUAUCAUUUUAAGCAAUUAAAAAAAUUCUCUCUCAAAACUGUCCUCACUAUAGGGAUUCAAGCAGUAUAGAUUUUGGAGAGAUCUCAUUAAAAAGGUGUCAUUCACAGAGAUUUGAAACCUGAAAAUAUGAUAUUAGGAAUUGGGAGAGAGAUCUCAAAGUUAUAUUUAAUAGACUUCGGAAUAAGUAAAAUAUAUCGAGAUUCAAAUGGGAAACACAUAUCGUUCAAAGAUCAAAAAUCUUUCUUAGGUACGACUCGAUAUGCGUCGAUAGCGGCACAUUUAGGACAUGAACUGGGUCGCAAGGACGAUUUAGAAUCCUUAAUGUAUAUUCUCUUGUAUUUUUUAAGAGGGUAAUAGUUACCUUGGUAAAAUAUGGUUAAUGUGACUGAUGAAGAACGAACAAAGAAAGUGGGAGAGAUGAAACUAUCGAUGGAACGUGAAGUUUUUAAAGAUUAGCCGGGUGAGCUACAACGCAAUUUUGAUUAUAUAAGAAAACUUUAAUUUAAAUAGGAACCAAAUUACAAAAUGAUAGUAUAAGAAUUUAGAAGAGCAGCUGAAUCUUCAAAUAUAUCAAUUGAUGGCAAUUUUGAUUGGACAGAAAUUAAAUAAUCCACACAUUAUUAGACAGACUCUAAUCAAAAUUAAAGCAGAAACAACAUACCUACGAAUUCUAAUGAAAUGAAAAAAUCUAUUGAAAAACAACUCUCAGUUAUUUAACAUAGCUCUAAUAAUUUAUUGGCUCCUCCUCCUUUAGGUUCUGCUCGAGGAACCUUCUAAAGAGAUGACAUCAGAAAGAACUCCAGUCUUACUCAAUAAAGCAGUAUUAAUUAUUGCUAAUCUCUCAAUCCAAAUUACUAAAAAUCUAUCUGUGAGGAACCUCUUUAAGAGGAUAAUCGUUAUUAUGAUUUUGAUAGUGUUGAAAUAAGCGAAAAUUAUAAGGCAGACUCUAGUUUGUACAACAAAUAUCAUAAAAUUAAACUGGGAAUUUUUGUACAUUUUCUCCCAAAACAAAUCAAACUUAAAUGA